AUGGAAGGAACAGAUGUCGAGAACAUGGAUUUUUUUCUGCCGAAUGCUGUGCUGAACUUUGACUAUGUCCUUGAUAUCGGACUUUCGUCACAAGUCGGGCGCGCUGCCGGUUGUUUAAAUCCAUGUGGAGGAGAGGAGGAGGAUGAGGAGGAGAUGGUGGAUGUUUAUCCAACACAUGAGGCGAAACGCCAAAGAGUGUUGGGAUGGAGAUGUGAUGAUGGUGGAAUGGAUUUUGUUCUUCCGUGUGCCGUCCCUGAAAUGGUCCCGAACAACGGACAUUUGUUAGACAGACGCGCCGGGAGUUCACAUCCACGAGGAGGAGUAAAGGAGUUUACUCCUGCAUUUGAGGAGGCGAACAGCCCCACAGAAAAAUGCAAGAAUAAAUUCUUUAAAUCAAUAAAGAAGGCGUGGAAGAAUGUAAGGCACCCAUUCCUUCAUAAUGAUAAAGUGGAAACACUGAUUCCUUCAGAGCUUAAUGCGGAUUCAGCUAAUCCUAAUCUAAAGGAUGAUGCUGGUCUGGCCAGCUCUGAAUUAAACAAUAAGAUCAAACCGGAAAAACAACGAAUGGCAUUCUUUGACUGUCUCUGGAGGGGCAAGGUGGAGUCAGUGCCGACUCCCCUGCUUAAAGCGGAUCCAGCUAUCCCUGAUGUUAGGGAAGUUGUUGAUCUUGCAUCACAGUCAAAGACCUACGUUGGUCCGAAGAAACAGAAACAAAAGGCUUCAAAGAGCCGCAAAUCUAACCUCCAGGGAGAAAAAGUGACUGUUGUGCCAACUCAACAGCCCAAGGCCAUUUCAGAUAUUCCUGUUGGCAUGGAUGUUCCUGAUCUGGCCUGCCCCCAAUCAAAACCAAAGAUUUGUCCGGAUAAACGCAUGACAUUGAAGCAACGCUUGCUUGGAUGCUUCCGGAGGGGCAAAGUGGAGUCGAUGCCGACUUCACAGAUUGAGGCCCAUCCAGCUAUCCCUGAUGCCAGGGAAGUUGUUGAUCUGGCAGAUUCUCAAUCGAAGAGUGUUGGCUUAAAGAAACACAAACAAAAGGCUUCAAAGAGCCGCUCAUUUCACAACCCUUGGAGAAAAAAAGGGAAGAGUAAAGUGAAAAAAGAUGCCGAUCCAGCUAUUCCUGAUGCCAUGGGUGGUGCGGAUCUGGCCAGUUUUGGUGGCAUCGCUGCAGCUAAUGCCAGGCUACAGAAGAUAGGUGCCAUUUCAGAGAAUAUUGGGUUAAAAGGUGGCGGAAAUCCCGACCCAAAUAAAGCUAAAAAUCCUGGGUCAAAAGAAGAUGGAAAUCCUGGGGCAAAAGCCCUUGAAAAUCCCAGAAAUCCCUUACCAGAAGAUGUUAAAGUUGUCAGGCCAAAAGUUAAAGAUGUUGUUCAACAAGCUUUUGAACCGCCAAGCGAGAAGAAACCAGCUGAUCCCUCAGUGCCUAAAGACACUUUUGAUUCUAAAUAUCAACUCUUGGAGGAUGAAAUGCUUGGGGAAGGUUUCCAUGGCAAAGUGUACAAAGGGAUCCGUAAAUCGGAUGGCACUCCGGUUGCCAUCAAGCUAAUAAGCAGACAAAUAAAUCAUAGCACUAUUCAGAUUCCUGGAUACCCCAAACCGCUCAUUACAGAAGUGGCGCUGCUGCUUAAGUUAAGAGAUGCCCCCUUAUGCACCAAUGUCAUACAGUUGUAUGACUGGUACGAGACUAAACACUUUUAUAUGCUCGUGUUGGAGUACCCACUGCACAGCGAAUCCUUGAUGCAAUUUGUUAAUCGUGAAGAAAAACUAAGUGAAAAUACAGCAAGACAUCUCAUGCGUCAGGCGGUACUGGCAGUGCAACACUGUCUGGAUAAUGGAGUUUUCCAUGGCGACAUCCAUACCGGAAACUUCUUGGUGCAGCAAUCAACAAUGAGCCUGAAGUUAAUUGACUUUGGGUCUGGAGUUUAUAUGACGCAUGAUGAUGGCUAUGAUUCCUAUGACUUUAGGGGAGCUUCAUGGUGCGCUGAGAUCGAAAAAAUUCAGGCCGUGCGAGAAAACGUCUGGGCCUUAGGUGAUGUGCUGUACUAUAUGGUGCAUGGAUCUUUCGUGAAAUCCAGGAAUCGGAGGAGAAAUCGUUUAUCAAAGGAAAUCUCCAAUCUGUUAAGAGGUUGCCGGGCCAAGAAUCGAAGUGAUCAUCCGACGCUCAAGAAGAUCUUAGAUCAUGACUGGUUUAAAAUUGAGUCUGACGAAGAAGAGCUACUCCUAUACAAAAUGAGGGCACUAUCCACACAAAAAUAAAAAGGAUGAAGCUGCAUGACUGAAGGAUAGGGGAAUGAUUGGAGAUGCUGUUUUCAUCAUCCUGAGACAUAUGGAGUUUGCUAAUCAUGUUUAUGGAUAAAUAAGUUUCUACAACCAGAAAGCGAGAAUAGCACAGACAUUAAAAGGGCCACAAUUUCUCAGGAGUAACACAUUUUUGCACACUUUCUGCAUAAUGUUUUAUUUCAGCCUCAGACUUCAUGAUCACAGACCGCUGGCUGAACGUCUGAUGCAGAUCCUGUCUCAUCCUUGAACACAUUAAAAACAUUUUUUUUUAAAUGUUUUUAUAUUUUAAAGUUGUAGUUUCUAAUAUAUAGUGUAUCCUCUAUAGAAUCAGCUGUGUCUGGCUCUCUCUCUCUAGGGUUGUUGUUCUCCUAGGAGUUUAGGGUGUCAGGUUGAUUAAUGUAAAGCUGCUUUGAAAUAAUUAAACAAUUGUAAAAAGUGCUACAGUAUAUAAAUAAAAUUGAACUGAUAUGGAAGACUUUUCUUAUCUUUUUUGUUUGAUCAAACUGAUUA
Molecule: messenger RNA, 2784 nt
Organism: Paramisgurnus dabryanus
Lineage: Eukaryota; Metazoa; Chordata; Actinopteri; Cypriniformes; Cobitidae
Biological process (GO): negative regulation of apoptotic process; regulation of mitotic cell cycle; protein autophosphorylation
Cellular component (GO): cytoplasm
Molecular function (GO): ATP binding; protein serine/threonine kinase activity
Source: RefSeq, a predicted model, not a curated record